GUGGUGCAGCCGGGCGGCCCGCGCUGGGGCGGCCGCGGAGCGCCGGGCCCUCUUGAGCACGGCUUCGCCGGUUUGGCGGGGUGAAAGGUUGCGAAGAUGGCGACGGCCUUGAGCGAGGAGGAGCUGGACAAUGAAGACUAUUACUCGCUGUUGAACGUGCGCAGGGAGGCCUCUUCCGAGGAGCUGAAAGCUGCCUACCGCAGGCUGUGUAUGCUUUACCAUCCGGACAAGCACAGAGACCCGGAGCUGAAAUCACAGGCAGAACGGCUGUUUAACCUUGUUCACCAGGCUUAUGAAGUGCUCAGUGACCCCCAAACCAGGGCCAUCUAUGAUAUAUAUGGGAAGCGAGGCCUGGAGAUGGAAGGAUGGGAGGUGGUGGAGAGGAGGAGGACCCCGGCCGAGAUCAGAGAAGAGUUCGAGCGGCUGCAGAGAGAGCGGGAGGAGAGGAGGCUGCAGCAGCGAACCAACCCCAAGGGAACCAUCAGCGUCGGAGUAGAUGCCACUGACCUUUUUGAUCGCUAUGACGAGGAAUACGAGGAUGUAUCUGGAAGCAGCUUCCCGCAGAUUGAGAUUAAUAAAAUGCACAUAUCCCAGUCCAUCGAGGCCCCCCUGACAGCCACGGACACAGCCAUCCUCUCAGGAAGCCUCUCCACCCAGAACGGCAACGGAGGAGGCUCCAUCAACUUCGCACUCCGCCGAGUCACCUCUGCAAAAGGCUGGGGCGAGUUGGAGUUUGGAGCAGGCGACCUCCAGGGGCCACUGCUUGGUCUCAAGCUGUUCCGUAAUCUCACCCCAAGAUGCUUUGUGACGACAAACUGUGCCCUGCAGUUUUCGUCCCGGGGCAUCCGGCCCGGCCUGACCACAGUCCUGGCUCGGAACCUGGACAAGAACACGGUGGGCUACCUGCAGUGGCGCUGGGGCGUCCAGUCAGCCAUGAACACGAGCAUCGUGCGUGACACCAAGACCAGCCACUUCACCGUGGCCCUACAGCUGGGGAUCCCGCACUCCUUCGCCCUGAUCAGCUAUCAGCACAAAUUCCAAGACGAUGACCAGACCCGAGUGAAAGGCUCUCUGAAGGCAGGCUUCUUCGGGACAGUGGUGGAGUACGGGGCCGAGAGGAAGAUCUCCAGGCACAGCGUCCUGGGUGCGGCCGUGAGCAUCGGGGUCCCGCAGGGCGUCUCCCUCAAGGUCAAGCUGAACAGGGCCAGCCAGACCUACUUCUUCCCCAUCCACCUGACGGACCAGCUGCUGCCCAGCGCCGUGUUCUACGCCACCGUGGGGCCCCUGGUGGUUUACUUUGCCAUGCACCGCCUGGUCAUCAAACCGUACCUCAGGGCGCAGAAGGAGAAGGAGUUGGAAAAGCAGAGGGAGAACACCGCCAGCGACAUCUUGCAGAAGAAGCAGGAGGCAGAGGCGGCUGUGCGCCUGAUGCAGGAGUCUGUCCGCAGAAUCGUCGAGGCCGAGGAGUCCAGGAUGGGUCUCAUCAUCGUCAACGCCUGGUAUGGCAAGUUUGUCAACGACCAGAGCCGGAGGAGCGAGAAGGUGAAGGUGAUCGAUGUGACGGUGCCCCUGCAGUGCCUGGUGAAGGACUCAAAGCUGCUACUCACGGAGGCCUCCAAGGCAGGGCUGCCCGGCUUCUACGACCCCUGCGUGGGUGAGGAGAAGAGCCUGCGGGUGCUGUACCAGUUCCGAGGAGUGCUGCACCAGGUGACAGCACCCGACAGCGAGGCCCUGCGGAUACCUAAGCAGUCACACAGGAUCGACACAGAUGGAUAAGCUGCCGGGAGGUGGCUGCAGAGGCGUUGAGGACCCUUUCCCCAGGAGUCCACAAAUUCGGAAGGGGAAACCCCGAGAUCAGAUGCUCUAUUUUAUUUUAUUCCUCUAGAAGGUGUGGUACCACGUGAAUUAUGUGCAGGGACACACAGAGGCCAUGUCACGGGUGCUGCAGGGAGGACCAGGACAGCGCCACCCUGUGCCAGGCCCCGGGCACCCCAGGAUCGCAGCCCCAGAGGGCAGGUCCCAGCCUGCACCCAGCGGGUUGGCCCAGCCAGAGCCAUUUGGGGCGCCCUGGUCCCAUGAGUCCAGAGUGCAGGGAGUGCAGCAAGGCCAGGGGUGGCAUCCCUGAGCGGACGUCUGCCAAAGGGGUCCGCACCCCUUUCUCUGCUGAAUCACCGGGCCAGAGGACACGGGCUAUAAAACUGCUUUUUAUCCAGGAA
Messenger RNA from Cavia porcellus (domestic guinea pig), 2216 nucleotides. It is a transcript of the gene Dnajc11, whose product is annotated as DnaJ heat shock protein family (Hsp40) member C11. Bases 97 to 1776 code for a protein of 559 amino acids. Gene Ontology annotation, biological process: cristae formation. The transcript is spliced from 16 exons. NCBI's taxonomy places the organism in Eukaryota, Metazoa, Chordata, Mammalia, Rodentia, Caviidae. The record is from RefSeq and is a predicted model, not a curated record.